GAUUUUGCAUUUCAGGGUAGGGGGCCUGUAUGUAAACAAUACAGAGCUCUUCCCCGUCAGCUCCUGCACACUACUUUGUAUGGCUCUGCAUAGCAGAGCCAUACAAAGCCCACACAAAGCAGUGUGCUUACAGUGUAAAACAGCACACAGUUAACUCUUUGAUCGCCCCAAAUGUUAACCCCUUCCUGCCCAGUGUCAUUAGUACAGUGUCAGUGUCUUUUAUUAGCACUGAUCACUGUAUUGGUGUCACUGGGCAUGUCAGUGACAGUUAGUCAUUUCCCCCCCGUCUCAGAAUGCCCGCCGCAGUCCCGCUAUAAGUCGCUGAUCGCCGCC
This is a messenger RNA of Staurois parvus, 333 nucleotides long. The record is from the annotation of a GenBank genome assembly. Lineage: Eukaryota; Metazoa; Chordata; Amphibia; Anura; Ranidae.